This is a messenger RNA of Eutrema salsugineum, 554 nucleotides long. RefSeq lists its product as uncharacterized. Bases 138 to 344 code for a protein of 68 amino acids. The record is from RefSeq and is a predicted model, not a curated record. NCBI's taxonomy places the organism in Eukaryota, Viridiplantae, Streptophyta, Magnoliopsida, Brassicales, Brassicaceae. The transcript has a single exon.
ACCACUUGUACCAUUAAACAAAAGAAAACAAAAAACAAAAAAAACUCAGAAAACAUUUCUUCUCUGAAACCCAUCGUCGCAACGAGUCUUCAUUUCUGUUUCCUGAUUGGUAUAAAUCUUUUGAGUCAAGAAGAGAUAUGGUAUGUUUCUGUUUCUUGGUGGAUCAGAAAAGGAAAAUAAAACGGAGCAAACCGGCGGCAGGAACAUGCUCAAGGUGUAGCCAUGGUGCGAGCAUCGCAGACAUGAAAACGUCGACGAGAUUCUGUUUUAUUCCAAUUUACUGGAGAUCUUGGAGAGCCGUCGUCUGCAGUUUCUGUGGCUCUGUUCUUAAGUCUUACCGUUGAUUCUCCAAUUUUAUUAAGCACUGUUUUUUUCUUACAUAAUUAUAAGGUAAUAUAUAUACGUGUGGUAGUAUAUAGAGAUCAUAGGAUUUAUUUUGAUUAAUGUUCUACGAGUCUAUCUACCUGCAAGAGGAUAUUUCUUGACAUGUUGGAAUCUCUUGUUAUCAAACGAAGGGCUAGUGCUAGCGUAUAUAUAUAAAUGUGGUUUAAAAA